Messenger RNA from Neurospora tetrasperma FGSC 2508, 1020 nucleotides. RefSeq lists its product as uncharacterized. The record is from RefSeq and is a predicted model, not a curated record. The transcript has 4 exons. Bases 1 to 1020 code for a protein of 339 amino acids. NCBI's taxonomy places the organism in Eukaryota, Fungi, Ascomycota, Sordariomycetes, Sordariales, Sordariaceae.
AUGGCUAGCAGCAUGAUUGUCUUUCACCUCAUUGCCACUAUUUGCAUGUCCCUGCGAUUCUACUCAAAGCGUCUUUCAAAGACCAAGUACUUUCUUGAUGAUUGGGUGUUACUUUUUGCCUGGGUUAUAGCCACUGCCUACAUCGUCCUCGCCCUCUACGACACCAAAUACGGGCUCGGCUUCCACACGAGCGACAUCAAAAGUUUAGGCAAACAAAUUUACUUGCCAAUGUUUGACAAAAACCACAUGAUUCAACUUCCGUUGCUGUUCACGGGCAUCACCAUCUGCUGGGUUUCCAAGCUCUCGUUUUUCAUCACGCUUCUUCGGCUGGUGAGAAACAAGACGCAGAAGACGGUGCUUUGGAUCGCUAUGACCACCAGCUCCGUCUUUCUCUUUUCUCUUUCCAUCGUUCAGCCCUUUGCCCAAUGCGGGAGCGUCUUGGUCGCGCUCUUGAAUGAGGAUGAUAGUAAACACUGCGUUCCGCACAACAUAACCGUGCCCAUGACUUUGGCUGCGUGUGCUUUAGCUGCUCUUACGGAUUUCCUCUUAUCUAUGGUCCCAACACUCGUGGUAUGGAAGCUUCAAAUGCAGCGCCAGCAAAAGAUUGCCAUCAUCUGUGCUAUGAGCACAGGAUGUCUAGCCGGCAUUGUAGCAAUCCUCAAAGUCAUCAAAACCUACGAAACCUUCUUCCUCGGCCAACAAGAACUCUACGCAGCCGGCCUGGGAAUCGCUUUGAACUCGGUCGAAGUCAGUUGCACAGUCAUAGGCGCCUCGAUACCGUUCAUCCGACUUUUGGUGCCCAAGCUUACAAGGGAAAAGAAGAAGAAGAGGCAUGGUGGGGAGAUCGUGGCCAUGGAGGUUUUGCAGGAUGACAAUAAUCAGCAGCAGAGAAAGGAGGUACCUGUAAGGUCGUGGUACGGGGGAUCGAGCGGUGGUUCCACGUUGAACGGGCUGUAUGAUACCAGGUAUUCCAAGAACGAUGAUUCGGUGGCUAUUUUGGAGGUUGAGAGAGGGAUGUAG